ACUACGGGCAGAAUAUCCGCCUUUUCAAUCACCAUCAAAUUUUACAGUUAUUCAUCUUCAUCAUUAUUCAUCAAUCGAAACAAUAGAAGAAUUAAUAAUGAUGGCAAAAACAACAUAUAUAUAUACAAUCGACACAGAAUCACAAGUAAUAAACAAGGUAGCAAAAGGUGCUCUCGUACAAAUCCAGUUUAUUCAUUCAAUUCAAGAAUCAACAUUAGUAUUAAUUGAAAUGUUUUACUUACCAAAUCAUGAUUCAUUAUUAUUCAAGAAAAUCAAGGAACUAUGUUCAAUCAUAUUACAUGAUGAAAAUACAAAAAUUACAUGGGGACCAUUUGACAAUGAAUUUAAAAAUUUUCAUUCAUGUGGAUUAUUUGAAAAAGGUAAGGUUAAAAAUGCAAUAAAUUUACAGGAUCGUUUUAGUGACUGUAAGAACCAUUACAAUACAAAUGAAGAAAAAGAAAAACGUAUAUCAAUGAUAACAUAUGCCGUGGCUGACUGUACCGCCGUCACAAAACUUUAUUUUAUGAUAUAUCCAUCGGACUCAACCAUUCAAACAAGUUACGAAACACCAACACCAACAACAGCAUCAACAAAUAUUACAUUUAAUAUUGAUAAUUUAUCCGACAUUAGCGAUGAUGAAGAACCUCAAAUAUUAAUGCCAUAUUUUGAUAAACCACCUCAAAUAUUAAUACCAAAAUUCGAUGAACAAAAUUAUUUAACAAUUGAAACAACUGAAGAAGAAAUGAACGAAUUUAAUGCACAAGAACAACAACAAGCACAAGAAGAAACAACAACAACAAAAUUAUCAAAAUCUGAAAAACAAAGAAAGAAAAACCUGAAGGCUCAAUUGAAGGACGAUGAUAUUUAUACAAGCCAUCAAUUAACAAUCAAUCGACAUAAAAAAGAAGUAUUAAUUGGUUUUAAAUCUGAAACUGAACAAGAACAAGCAAGAAUAAAAAUGCCAAUUAAUUAUUUCUCCAAAAAACAAUAUGAACAACGUUGGGGUUAA
Molecule: messenger RNA, 1009 nt
Organism: Rotaria sordida
Lineage: Eukaryota; Metazoa; Rotifera; Eurotatoria; Philodinida; Philodinidae
Source: the annotation of a GenBank genome assembly